Lingula anatina is the source of this 2368-nucleotide messenger RNA. RefSeq lists its product as uncharacterized. Gene Ontology annotation, molecular function: calcium ion binding. The record is from RefSeq and is a predicted model, not a curated record. NCBI's taxonomy places the organism in Eukaryota, Metazoa, Brachiopoda, Lingulata, Lingulida, Lingulidae. Gene Ontology annotation, cellular component: membrane.
GUUGGAGCUGACGCGUUGCUGUUAACAUACGUGCGCAGAGUCACAUUAGUAUAAAGGCUGUUCGAAAACACAAUUUUGCAAACGCACUAAUCUUGAAUUUCGAAGAAAGUAAUCAUGGCAGACACAAGAGGUAUCAAGUUAUUAACUACUCCUCGAAACCAAAACGCCGCGUAUGUAAUCGCAACAUAUGAAACGUCAUCAGAUGCGAAUUUUGCUCCAGAGGAGACGCCAAUUGUCUACGAGGAUAUGAUGAUUUUAAGUCCUACCGACAAUGUCACUGACCCCAAGCCAAGGACUACACAGCCAUCAAAGACUAAUGUUAAUAGAAACCAAAGCGCCGGGUAUGUAAACGCAACAUAUGAAAUGUCAUCGGAUGUAAAUUUUGCUCCAGAGGAGACGCCAAAUGUUUACAAAAGUAUGAGGAUUUGUGGUCCUACCGACAAUGUCACUGACCCCAAUCCAAAGAUUACACAGCCACCAAAGACAAAAGUUAAUAGAAAUCAAACGUCAUCAGAUGUGAAUUUUGCUCCAGAGGAGACGUCAAGUGUUUACGAGAGUAUUAGAAUUUGUGGUCCUACCAACAAUGUCACUGACCCCAAUCCAAGGAUUACACAGCCACCAAAGACAAAAGUCAAUAGACGGUUACAAAUAGCACUGGUGUUAGUGGGAAUCAUAUGCGCUGCACUGGUUGCUACUGUUGUAUGGUCACUUGUGCAUACCCAAGAGGAAAAAAAAGUCCGUGAAUGUUCCAACCGUCCCUGUCUGCAUGGUGGGACGUGUGUUGACAUGGUGAAUUCCUAUCGAUGUUUGUGUUCUGCCGGGUACUAUGGGACAAACUGUCAAGCUAGAGAUCCCUGUCGCAGCCAGCCUUGCCAAAAUGGUGCAGUCUGCAGGAAUCAAUCUGAGACGUAUUUGUGCAGUUGUCCUUCUGGAUAUUCGGGUAGAAAUUGUGAAACAAUGACCAACCAUUGUCUUAGCCUACCCUGUAAAAAUGGUGCCUCGUGUGUAAACCUGGCAGCUUCGUUUGUGUGUUCUUGUACUUCCGGUUUCCAAGGGCCAAGGUGCGAAGACGAUAUAAAUGAAUGUUUGAAUAACCCGUGUGUCAGUGGCGCCACCUGUCGAAACAGUUAUGGCGGAUUUCACUGCAGUUGUCCAGGUGGUUUUACAGGAACAUACUGCCAGCUAGAAAUCAGUGAAUGUUCCAGUCGUCCUUGUCAGAAUGGUGGGACGUGUGUUGACAUGGUGAAUUCUUAUCAAUGUUUGUGUUCUGCCGGGUACUACGGGACAAACUGCCAAGAUUUGCUGUACCGACCCCUGUAUCGUCUUGUUGGAUCAAUUACCACUGGAAAAUACAGUGGCAGAGUUGAAGUGUAUCAUAAUGGAAGUUGGGGAACAGUUUGCGACGACAGCUGGGAUAAUAAUGAUGCUCAAGUUUUCUGCAGGUCCUUGGGUCUUCCCUAUUCCAGAGCAUUUAGUAUACAGAGUGCGUAUUUCGGGCAAGGUAAUGGAACUAUAUGGUUGGACGAUAUUGACUGCACAGGGUGGGAACCCAACAUUGCAUCAUGUACUCACAGAGGUUGGGGGAUUCAUAACUGUGGUCACGAUGAAGAUGCUGGAGUUAUUUGUUAUUGAAGAUACAUCUUAGAACAUGCUGUUGAAAAUGUGCCACCUUUUUCCGCAUAGUGAACUAAUACAGGGAGAGACAAAUGAAUAGCAAUGAUUUGUUGAUAUUCGGUUAUGUAAAAUGAGUAGCGUUUGUCAGGUUUAAAAAUCAGUACAUUACUCUUGCAUUAUUCAGUUGUUUUAAGCCAAGGUUAUGGUUAGAAUACAUGCUUUUAGUAUAGUACGGCACGGCACGGCACGGCACGGCACGGUACAGUACAGUACAGUAUAGUACGGUACAGUAUAGUAUAGAACAGUAUAGUAUAGAGUAAUAGAUUAAACAGACAUAACUGUCAGUAGCAUUGAAAUCUAUUCAGUUGUUAUAAGUCAAGGUUAGAGUUAGAAUACAUGCUUUUGGUAUAGUAUAGUAUAGUAUAGUAUAGUAUAGUAUAGUAUAGUAAACAGACAUAUCCGUCAGUAGCAUUGAAAUCUAUGAAAUGGAGUGCUAUAAAUAACAUUUGACAUUUAAUUAUUUUUAUUAUCAUUAAUCUUAAUGAAGUUUCUUUCUAUUUAAAUAUAUUUUCAGUAACUACGAUUUUGCUAAGAAUAUACUUCAGUUAUUAAGGGAAUUUGCUGUACAGAAGCCUAUUUCGGAUAAGGUGGUGGAACCAUACGGCUGUCAACUGCACGUGAUCAGAACCCAAUAUUGAGUCUUAACCCUCAAGGGACCGAGUGGGGUCAUUUACGACCCCAGCCAUAUGAUUUA